AUGAGUUGGAAUGGCAGUGUUCUGGGAUAUAGUUUACUGCGGUCAGCGGGUGAUGGCCUUCCCCCUGGCACACCUCCAACGCGUGAGUUCAAAGGCCCGUGGUUGUCGACGCAGCUCUCCUUGGCUGGAACAAUAGGCUUGUUUUCAUUUCUGGUGUUCUGCUACUGCCAAACACGUUGGCCAUUGUUAUAUGCUCCGCGGACGAAGCUCAAAGGCUUUUCGCCUCAUGAUGCUCAUGCGCAUACCUCCUUCUCUGCUUGGAUCCUGCCGACGAUCCGCACGUCAGAAUUCACAGUACUGCAGACUGUUGGGCUCGAUGCGGCUGUGCUGCUAAACUUCCUCAAAAUGUCAUUUCAACUCUUCACAGUUGCAUCUUUGCUCGCCCUGUGCAUUUUAAUGCCCAUCAAUUACCACAACAACAUUGGAUUCGAUGACGACGACGAUGAUAAAAACGGGGAUGACAAUGAUAAUCCAUCUUACGCCAGGUUAUUCCGGCUCCUCCCGAGUCCUCCGAAACAAGGGGUCCCCGGCGACGAUUGGAUUGGUCGUCUGAACGAUGCAAAUUCUAUUCAGACCCUCCAUCUUCUUUUCACAUACGUCUUCACCAUCCUCACCCUUCGCUUCAUUCACCGCGCAUACCAAAGCUUUAUUCAGUCACGUCAGAUCUUUUGUCUUCAACUUGCACAUUCCGUGCCAGCCCGAACUGUCAUGAUCACCGACCUUCCUGAGCACCUGCGGGGUGAACGCGCACUCGCCGAGUUCUUUGAGAAUAUGGAGCUUGGUGUGGAAAGCGUCAGUUUGGUGCGCGAGUAUGGUGCCCUUGGGGAGUUGAUUGGGAAACGUACAGACGCAUUACUGAGUCUGGAAGCGGCAUGGACAAAUUACGUCGGGAAUCCGAGUGCGGUAGAGGCCUACGAUCCUUCCGUAGAUAUACGGUCCGAUCCCAUCACAGGAGGAUAUCAUGGCGAGGACGUAGGAGACGAGGAAGCGCAGCGGACGCGACUCGUUGUUCCUCAUCGUCCACGCCCGACAAUCCGGUCAACAUGCUUUAGUCGUAAACGAGACGCUCUCGAGUACAUUGAGCAGCGAUUCCAGGCAGCUGACGAGGCUGUGCGACGGAAACGGCGUUCAGCCAAGCUGAAAGCUACUCCAGUGGCAUUUGUCACUUUUGAAACCAUGUCCAGCGCUCAAGUGGCCGCCCAAGCAGUCACCUUAGCCGGAAAAAUAUCCUUGGCGCCUGAGCCGCGCGACGUUGUUUGGCAGAACAUAUAUAUUCCAUCAUUCUCCUACUUCACACGGCGUGUCACGGUGUACGCUUUUGUAACUGUUCUUUUCCUUUUUUGGGUCGUUCCAGUCACGACUUUAAGUACCCUUCUUAACUACGAAGAGAUCCAAAAGGUUGCACCCUGGCUGGGAGAAAUAAUUGACAAGAGUCCCAGUAUCCAAUCCUUGGUACAAACUACAUUGCCGAGUACAGCAGUCAUUGUUCUCAAUGGACUGCUCCCAUUCUUUCUGGAAGCAACAUCCUACAUUCAGGGAGAAAGAGCACGUAGUUUGGUCGAAUACUCGUUACUAAAGAAAUACUUCCUAUUCCUCCUUAUCAACGUCGUAUUCAUCUUCCUCUUCACUACCACCUAUUUGGCCUUGAUUCAAGACCUUGCAAAUUCUCCCGCACAAGUUCCAAAGAAAAUUGCCCGAGCCCUGAGAAAGAGUGACGCUAAACGUUUCUUCGUGUCCUACGUCGUUUUCCAGGGGCUGGCUAUCAUGCCAUUACAGCUCCUCAAUCUAGGAACCAUCAUUCCCCGUGUAUUCUAUCGCAUUUUCUGGACCAGAACACCCAGAGACUUCGCCGAACUCAACGCUCCACCAAUGAUUAAUUACGGCGCCGUUUACCCCCCAGCUAUCCUAAUCUUCGUUGUCUCAUUAAUGUACAGCGUUAUUCAACCACUCAUUCUGAUCUUCGGGGCCAUUUAUUUCGGUGUUGCAUAUGUCGUUUACAAGUAUAAGCUGUUAUUUGUCUUCUAUAAACCAUAUGAGUCCAAGGGUGAAGCAUGGCCAAUAACUUUUGCCCGGCUUAUGUGGGGAAUAGUGCUUUUCCAGGUUUUCAUGAUGGGGAUCUUGACCCUAUCUAAAUCUAUAAUCCUUGCUUCACUCAUGCUUCCGCUCCUGGUUGGUACAGCGUACUGGGGAUGGCGCAUGCACCGUGAAUGUCGACCAUUUACGGAGUUCGUAGAAUUGGACAAGGUUUUUGAGGCGCAGCGGAGCGGAGCAGAUGCCAUGACUCGCACGCAAGGGGAACACAUAACUGCCUCUCACACGCACCUGAGCCGGAUGCGGUAUUCCCAAAAUGAUGAAACUUUGUACGUUGCUCCAGAGGACAGUCGUACAGACUACUCCCAGCCUCCAAUGACUAACUUCUACUAUGGAGUCCUUAACACCGGAAAACGUCGCUAUGGGCAUCCAGCUCUGGACGGUCUUUUACCACAGCCCUGGCUUCCUCUCAAGAAGGGCCAAACCCUAGCAAAUUUCAUCGACCGCGACGAUGGCGAAGCCGCAAAUGGCGCCAGCGGGAAGAAUUCGGAUAACCACACGCAGGCGGUUGUUCUGACGCUCCGUCGCCGUUACAACACUAUACGAAAAGAUGUGAGGGACAUUGCUGGUCGACUAAUCCGGAAAGACAAGCAUCCAGGCCAAGAAGAAAGACUUCCGACACCUGAAGUUGCAAUGACUGAGGCGGGUCGGGAGAGCCCGUCAGGGCCGUCGAAACCACCAUCUGUGGCUAAUUCUAACCCUUGGCAUGAUACUAUUUCGGGGUCUUCUCAUCAGACUCUACAGGCCCGGACCAGGCGCUUGAGCUUUGAUCCCGCAACUGGGAUUAUCAACCUCCCAGACGAUGACGGUGACUGGAUCGAAGGCAGUGGUUUGGGGGACAGUGACUCCGAACGUGAAGGUGGUAGUCCAAGUGGCGAAGUUGAAGGUGGCGAGUCAUCUGGGAGAACGGCCCAUCGACGCCGUUCCGUGUAUUGGCAUCAUCCCGAGAAACGCAGGGUCAGCGGAAACUUCAACCAGACAGGGCAGUGAAGCUGUCACUCCCAUGACCUCGUAUUCUUAUCGCGGUGCAGAUGUAUGUAGUCUUGCAUUCACCCCGUGAGGGUAUCUCGCCCAACAGUCGAAAAGAUCGAGUGCACUUCAGAGACUGGUGCUGCAAUGGUUUGCGUGAGAUGUAGAUUAUUUGAUAAUGAGACAAAUUAAAGGUUGUGCG
This is a messenger RNA of Cantharellus anzutake, 3262 nucleotides long. RefSeq lists its product as uncharacterized. The record is from RefSeq and is a predicted model, not a curated record. Gene Ontology annotation, molecular function: calcium-activated cation channel activity. Lineage: Eukaryota; Fungi; Basidiomycota; Agaricomycetes; Cantharellales; Hydnaceae. Gene Ontology annotation, cellular component: plasma membrane. The coding region runs from base 1 to 3081 and encodes 1026 amino acids. The transcript is spliced from 15 exons.